Phytomonas sp. EM1 is the source of this 5463-nucleotide messenger RNA. NCBI's taxonomy places the organism in Eukaryota, Euglenozoa, Kinetoplastea, Trypanosomatida, Trypanosomatidae. The record is from the annotation of a GenBank genome assembly.
AUGGAGUCGAAUUUGGAAUCAACGGACAACUCCAAAAGCACCAUGCAAAAUGAAAUUUCGGAUAGUAACGGCCAUGUCGAAGACUUCAUCCUUCCUCAUGUAGUUAUGUUGAAGGGGAGUGACGGGCAAAUUACUAACAAGACCAACAGUUUUGGCAAUAGGCAAGCUCACACACCUCAACAGCAGGGAAGGAGUGUGCCUGCGGAGAGCUGCAAUACAAUGGGCAGCACUAGUGCUACCCAAGAAAGCCCCGAAAAAGGUAAACCAAUCACAGACUUAAAGUUUAGCAGCGUUCCUAUGUUGGAUGACCACCCAACUCACUCCGUUACUGAUCAUCUUCGCGAGUUUUCGUGUGAACCAGACAUGGCAGGCAGCAGCAAAUCGGCAAAAGAACCGAAACAUGAAAUAGAGGAGUCCAGCUUGAGGCAAGAGGGAAAAGAUGUUUUGGAUGUCUUGGGUAAUUACACACCAAACUCUUUUCAGCACUCACAGCGUAAGGCAAACAAAUCCGCAAGACCUGUAUCCAGAAAGGCAUCCGAAACGAAAAAGGACAGCAAGUGUCCCAAAAAAGUUGUUGCAACUCUAAAUACAAAACAUAAGAAUAACGAUAAUGGCGUGGCUUCAAAGAAAAGCGAUCCUGUCUCUUCGAAGCGGCCGCGACAGAACCUUGUGAAUUUUAAAACUCCCGAAGUCGCAACUUCCGGCUUGUCGAGGCUGGAGGUUCCAUUAGUCCCUCCAAAAGGUCCUGAAGCCGGAGGGAAGCAAACCCCAAGGUAUCUCCACAGACCGUUAGCGUCGUUUUCAGAUUUUAGAGCGGCCCUUCUCGGAAACUCCAUUCUUGCUUCCAGUUGCGAUCCAACCGGUUACUCCUUACGCUCUGAGGAGGGUGUUUCUGUGCCCCCGACGUCAUCGCCAAGUGGCGCCCAGGAGUGCCGAAAUGAGGAUGUAUUGCUCGUGCCCUCGCUUACAACGACGGUUUCAGCCAUCUUGGCAGAGGGAGUUAAGCACAAGCACUCCAUACCUCGGCACAAUCAGGGUCUGUCGUUAUCGGGGACAUCCGCUAUUUGUCUUUGCGAUUCGCAGGGGCAGGGCUCCGGGCCCACAACCGACUCUAGUAGCUCUUGUAUAUCACAAUCACAUACUAAUGGAAGGCCACCCACUGGGCUGGCGGCCUCAGCUAACCCUCAUGUAGCCGAUGCCCCGCAGGUGGCGAUGGGUACAUCGCAUGGUGUAUCGUCGGUUCGCGAUCUUCCCCCAAUACCAAACCAUUGUCUCAGAGGUAAGCACAGCUCUUUGGGGGAGGCUAAGAAUGAUGAAUGCGCCUUCCAUAUUGAUGGAAUCGAUGGCGUUACGUACCCCAGCAUGCUUCCAUUUAUUCGCUUUGCACAGACUUGGGUGAUUUCAAGUAGACCCCUGUCGGACCACCCCGGCGUGGUUGCUGCACAACCCCAGCAGUAUGAGCUUCAACCGUGUAGUCCCCCCACGGCGGGGCUCGUGGAGGGCAAGGGGGUACUUCCUCUUCUCUCGCCAAAAGACGUCCAGGGGAUGGGUGGUGGUGAUGCGAGCUCUUCCAGUGGGGCCAACAGCGUUAAUAAGCGGGGUCAUGCGUUACAUGACGUCAUGCAUUCGGACCCCUCUUCCGGGGUGAUGAGGAUGGGCAGUGGGGCUGCCACGGUGCCAAGGCCUAUCCAGUUCACACUCCUUACGGAUCGCGUUGAUACGUUGCUUCCGGCGUGGUGCUUCUUGACUUCUUAUCUUCUUGCUCCCACAGGGGAUGUCGAGCGAGCACAUGUUGAGCAUCCACCGUUGUCACAUUCACACUUGAUUCUGGAGAAAGAGGAUGACAAGGAGGGAUCCCCCACAUGGAACCCUUCUUCUCUUUCUGAAAGAACUACCCAUUUGCCGUUGAAGCGAUGCUUUUCUAUCUAUCCGUUAGCUUUCCCUCAAUUGACACCUUCUGGGGUGGGCGAGGGCGGCGUUAGCAAGACAUCGAGCCCUACUUUGACCUGUUGUGACCGAAUUAUCGAUACAAAUUCGACAUACUCCUCCCACCCCUUGAAAGUAGAAUGUGGUGAAAAAGAGAAGUAUAUUUAUUACCAGGUGCGAGUGAGGAUCUGCUUGAACGUCGAGGAUCACGCCUCUCUUGAUAAUUCCGAGGUUCAUUUCCCCACGCCGCGUGAUACUAAGGUUGAUAUGAUGACCGUGAGCGAGUCCACUGACCACUGUACAUCCGACACUACCACCAAUAACCACCUACCGAUGCUCUGCCCCAUCGAUGCGGAACUACGUUUUUCCCGCUACCAGCACAAUCAGGAAGCUCUCCAGCUGUUCGCCCAGAGUAAGACUCUUUCUGUGUUGUAUCUUCGAGCCCAGCUGAAUGAUGCCGCGCUUCAGCUGAUUGCUCAUGCACCGACGGCAUCGGAGUGUAUGAUGAUCACUUCACAGAAAGAGAUAAUAAGUUCUAUGAGCGGGAAAGAUUUCACGUCAUGUCAGACCGACCUCGGUGAAGCAGCAAGCGUACAGCAUAACACUUCACGAGAAAAUAUUUUUGAAACACCGUGUGAGAGUCGUGUUAAUGUCGAAGUGAACCCGGCCUCCUUUUUCCACCCCAUGCCUCCUGACCUACAGAGAGAGGAAGGUGAAAUCGUUAUCAAGCCCAUCGGUUUGAGAGUUGAAUCGGAUGUUCUGUCGAGGGAAGCGGGCUUAACCCCUUUGUCAGCUCUCACCAUUACAUUCACUUUAACCGCGUGCACCACGGCAUCCGUGAUGGUCGAGGGCUGCUGUGAGGGCCCCAACGCAGCAGAGAAUCAUGGAAAGGAGGAGCAUGGAAUCUGCAUAUCAAAGUCGCGUUUGGUGUAUCGCACCCUUGUGAGUGUCUUUCCCGAGGCCUUUAUUCUCUCGCCUCACACUUCGAGGGUUGAGUUUGGAAUGUGUAGUGUUUGCAAGCCAACGCUGUCCAUGCCGAAUGGUAGCGUUGUGGCCAGUGAAGGCGACGUGGACUUUCCUUCUCUACGGGUUAAGGAAUGGAAGGAUCUUUCGUUCGAGGAGCUGCGCCUGCACUGCGUCCUGCGUACUAACCAAAUUUCUCUCGAUGUUACUCAUCCUCAUUCGGAGUUCACAGAGGCAUCAACCAUUGAGUCAGCUUGCAAUUUGCACGAAAGUAGUGACACGGAAAAAGUUGAGGAAAACCAUCAGAUGGAUGUCUUGGAGCCCCACGGGGAGGUGGUUGUGGAUACGGAAGGCAUUAAGGAGGAGGAAAAUCAAGUCGACGCAAACCAUUCCCCCGAAACGAAUGAAAACCCCACGCCGGAGGUGAUACUAGCUGAGGAAAAAUGUGACAUCUGCCCGGAUCUGUCUAGCUGUAACACCGAGCCUGAGGGAAAUAAUUUUUCAUGCGAGUAUCAAAAAUAUAAUGAGGUUAAUAACACCAGUAGAGGUCAUGAAGUUAAUAGUCCCCAGGAUGCUGCUCUCGAGAUAUUUGUGCAGGAAAAGAGUAUGGAAGCGGAGUCUAAAGAGGAGCAAAUGGAAUGGGAUGUGCGAGAUAUGACGGCUGAACUCACAGAGAAAACACAGGAGGUCUGUCGCGAAGCGGAACAGAUUGACUUUCUGAUUAAAAAUUACCACAAGCUAUAUGGGAUCCCUGAGCAGCUGUCGGAUAAAAUGAACUUAAUGUUUGAUACACCUCGAGUGCCUCGGCUAGGCCAUGCACGACGUACCGAUCCCAGCCUUACUUCGAGUACGAGACGUGGCAAAAAGUCCUUGGUAGAUACUGAGGCAGCGAAGAGGGAGGCUGAGUUUAUUUCUGCGCUCGUAAACUCCUUUAUUGCACCGCAUGUGGCCUUAUUCACCGCAAAAAGCAUCGAAGAGGAAGGGAAGAGCACCUGUGAGGAUCCUGAUAGAGAGCCACACACGUUCUUUUCCGAACGUUACGGAGGGAACUUGAGCUCGCUAAUCACUGUGGUGAACACCAUAAUGUGGGAAAACGUGACGAAAUCAGUGAAGAACACGAUCGAAGGGUUCGACGACAGAGAUAAGACAGCGUUGCUUGAAUCCCUUUUUACAUCUUUAUGUUUUUCAUCAUCUUCUGAGACUUCAUUCACUACGAGUUGGGCCUCGCAUCACGGAGAACCACUUCUGCGAGGACUUAGGAGGGAUCUGUUUAGCUUAACAGAUCAUCCGAUUUUACAUUCGGCUUCUCUCGUUGAUUAUCCAACGUUUACCUCUUUUUCAGGAGCUACCGGUGAUGUGCGUUUGUCUGAGGGGGGAGUUACCUCUGUCGCCAGCGCCGGAGCACUGCCACCACGAGUAGCAGUGGUAGGGGAGCAAGUCUUGGGCGCUAAGUUGUGUAAAACUGGACGGAAAAGUAAGUCUCAUACCAGCCGAGCAGGGUUUGCUUCUACGAAUGAUUCUCGUACACAAAAGCCUGAGGAGCUGCUCUUAUUACCGGCGCUUCGUGUUGUAGCGACUGCCGCUGCCGGGGUUUCGGGCUUUUCGUCGUCCGCCCACUCACGACUUUCCUCACAGAGUCUGGAGAGGGAAUCGGGGUUACCCAGCACGGACAACAUUCCGCUCGUGGGUACCUUCCGUAUUAUUUUUAAGUUCCCCAGGGCUCUUUCAAAGGCCAAAACCAAACUUCAUGAGGCGGAAAAAAGUCUUGAGCGCUGGUUAGCCGCCCUGCGUGACGUGCAUGCGAGUUUACAGUGGAACACGGUAACAUUGCUGGAGGGGUCGGUUCUGCCCUUUUUAAGUGAGCACAUGUUAAUUAUGUGGGAUGGGUGGAAAGGGCUGUGUGAUCUCCACACACGUUGCAUCGGUACUCAUACCAUACUUAAUCCGAAUACAGGUAAUACGGAUAUUUUUGUUUCCGACAUGUCGUGUAUCACAGAUCUGGGAGCAUUGACAAAAUCCAUAGAUGCGUCAGAAUUUAGCUCAAAUAGUUCAAAAAAUGUAGCAGAUGAGUUCUUAUCCUCUUCUCACGCUGUGGAGCAUUUUGAGAUGGAAUGCUUGCACUCCGAGAGGAAGCCAUUAGGCACAAGUUUAGAUCCGGAAAGUAGAAGCGUAUCCCGAGAAUCCUUAGCCUUGUUGACGGCUUCUCAGAAAAUGUCUGCUAAGCAGAGGAAAAAGAGCAUGGAGACCCAUAAGCAGACUUCGAAUCGACAUUUAGACAAUAAUGAAAAGACACAAAAAAAUACCAGUGUGGGCGAGGACGAUGGGGUUUGUCCUCCCGUGCAGGAGCGGGGUUGCCUUCUCAACGAGGCACCCGUAUUAAAGGCGUUUGAUUCCUCAGAAAAGGGUCCAAUUAACGCGGCAAAUGUAAAGAACACGAUCUCUAAAAUGACGCUGCGGAAGCAAGGAAUCCGUAAAACUUCCAAAAAUUAUAAAGAGGCUGAUGUUACCACUAGGCUUGUUCUACCAUUUAUUAUGAUUGGCGCGCUGCUUAUGUUACUACUUGUGUACAUCUAA